AUGCCUGAGGGGGAAACUAUCGAGGAGUCGAGAGAAAUCCCUCCAAUCUGGACCUCCCUAUUUGCUAGUAAUCGAAGUUCUAAAAAUGGGAUGAAGUUAACUUACAUACCACCGGAAAUAGUUGAAGGAAAACCUGUGGCUCAACUUGAACAGGAGGAAAUGGAUAGUGAAAUUCGAAAAUGGUCGAGUGCUCUGAUUGUAUAUGUAAUUGGGGAAACGCCUGGGUACAAUUACAUGCUAAGAUAUGUUACACAAAACUGGAAUAAGGUGGCUGAACCUGAAGUGUUUCUACAUGAAGAAGGCUAUUAUGUAGUUAAAUUUCAAACACUAGCAGAUAUGUAUGAAAUCCUUUACUCUGGCCCUUACACGAUUAAUAACAAACCCAUGGUGCUCAAGCCUUGGACUGUUGAUUUUGAUCUAAGCAAAGAAUUCCCUACUGAGAUUCCCCUAUGGAUCACAAUGCCUAACUUACCAAUGAGUUGUUGGAGCUAUCAAUCACUGAGUCGAAUUACUAGUACCAUUGGCAAGCCGUUAUUUGCUGAUGAAUGCACCUCUAGGCAAAAGAGAAUCUCCUAUGCACGAGUUCUUGUUGAAGUCAAUUUCACCAGACUGUUGCCUGAUGUGCUGGAGUGA
Messenger RNA from Lycium barbarum (goji berry), 633 nucleotides. RefSeq lists its product as uncharacterized. The coding region runs from base 1 to 633 and encodes 210 amino acids. Lineage: Eukaryota; Viridiplantae; Streptophyta; Magnoliopsida; Solanales; Solanaceae. The transcript has a single exon. The record is from RefSeq and is a predicted model, not a curated record.